AUGUCCAGAAGAGUGGAGGUGAUCAUCAACUCCUCAGCUCCACAGGAUCAGGCCGAGCCUCCUCUUCAGAUCACAGAGUCGAAGCCCGGAGAGCAUCCAGGAGUGAAGGGCUUCCUGAAGAUGCACCCGGCGGUGCUGGGGUGGCUGGAGAUCCUGACUGGUUCCAUGGUGUUUGGACUCGUCUAUUGGAAUUACGAUCUCUGGUUGUUAAUACCGGCUUGCUUUGUGAUUUUAAUAGGAGUUAUAACAGCUACAGCUGCAUGCACCCGCAACCCCUGUCUGGUGAUCACGUCUCAGGUGCUGAAUCUGCUCAAUAUCUGCAAUGUGGUGGCGACCAUCGUCGUGUUCUUCGUCAUAGUCGUCUUAGGGAUUCUGAGGGAUGUGUUUUUUGGACAUUUACUGCGUGCCCAUUUCCUGAGCCGUUCUGAGAGUUCCCAAUCUCUGACCACAAACAUCGCCUUCGUCGCCUGUAACGGUCUGGGCCUCAUCUUCUCACUUCUCAUCAUCCCGACGUUGUGCUGCUGGUGUAAACCGAGAAAGCGUCUGAUGGUCAUCCACAUGAACACAGCUGACGUCGUGGAUCAUCCGCGUCCAGAAUCUUCCCCGCCGGCCUAUAGUCCGGUCCCGUCUUCAGAUCCGCCGGCAUACGAGGAGGAACGACGCUCGACGCUCUCUGGAGUUUCUGCUCAGACGUGGGCCAUGAGGAAAUGGAAAGAAGAACUGCAGCGCAGCAGAAAACCCAUUCAAGUCUGACCGGAUUCAUUUAUUUCCAGAUCAGUCAGAUUUCUAUGCUCUAAAGUAGAGCUUCAUCUAUCUGAUGGGCAUAUAGAGAACAUUCACCGCUGGAAGUCACAGAACAUUCUGGAAGACAUGGGAACUUUUUAUCUGAAAUCAUGCACAUUAGAUUUUUCUGUGUCCUUGUUUUUAAAAAACAACCACAUUAGAAAACACUAAUUAGUGAAACUCUGCACAUGUGCAUUAUGAAAUAAUAAGGGUUUCUGUAGGUCUUAAGUCGUCCUUCUGCAAAUUAAGGCUUAAAAAGGGCUUAAAUCAGAGCAAAACGUCUUAAAUUCAUAAA
This is a messenger RNA of Sinocyclocheilus grahami, 1078 nucleotides long. RefSeq lists its product as uncharacterized. The record is from RefSeq and is a predicted model, not a curated record. The coding region runs from base 1 to 753 and encodes 250 amino acids. The transcript has 7 exons. Lineage: Eukaryota; Metazoa; Chordata; Actinopteri; Cypriniformes; Cyprinidae.